Molecule: messenger RNA, 1985 nt
Organism: Magallana angulata
Lineage: Eukaryota; Metazoa; Mollusca; Bivalvia; Ostreida; Ostreidae
Exons: 8
Coding region: 53-1042 (329 amino acids)
Biological process (GO): methylation
Molecular function (GO): S-adenosylmethionine-dependent methyltransferase activity
Source: RefSeq, a predicted model, not a curated record
GAUCGACGCCAGUUAAUGCUAGAACUGAUGACAAACAAAGAAUAGAUAUAAGAUGGAGUUUAAAAUGAAUACAGAUUAUUCUCUGUUGAACUCAAACAACUUUGAUCUGUUUUUGGCACCUCGUGUAGGAAAGUUAACAGAGAUUUUCAGUCGACAUUUGGACGCCGUAGAUGAUGACAGAGCCAUCAACAUUGUAGACUUUGGAACGAAUGACGGGAGAAAUAUUUUUCCAUUUUUGAAGAUAAUGAUCGAACAAAUUCGAUGCCGAUCAACGAAGCGCGACAUUAAUGUUGUCCUCAAUGACCUACCAACAAACGAUUUCAAUGAAUUGUCGAAGAAUGCAGAAGCUUUUCAGAAAGACAUGAACGACCAGUGUCUUUAUGUGAUGAUCAACCCUGGAAAUGCAUAUCGGCGCUGUCUACCCCGCUCAAGUAUUGAUUUGGGAACAUGUACCUUUAUAUUGCAAUGGGUUUCCAGGUCCGUGAAACUUAAAAAUCAGUUGCUCUAUUUUCCUGAUCAUAUGGUAAGCGACCUUGAAAAAAGUGAGAUAACGUGUUUAGCUGCAAACGAUUGGAAAAGCUUCAUACAGUCAAGAUCAUGGGAAAUGAAAAAAGGCGCUAUUAUCCACGUAGGCAUACCAACUGCUUGUAAAGAUUUUUUUCAAAUUUGUUCUUCUACAUUUUAUCAACUUUUUCAAAAAGGUGUGAUUUCAAAGGAAGAAUUGCAAAACACUACUAUCCCUAUGUACCAUUUUCGAUCAGAGACCGACAUAAAAGCGCCAUUUAAAGACAUCGACAAGGAAAUUGAUGUUAAGCUUCUGGAUUUGUCAACGAGAAAACUCAGACAUUAUGAGAAUAAGGACAUUGUGGACUGCGUUAGAUCAUGGAUGUAUCACAGUAUGAUGGAUGGACUCUGUCAAACAAGAAACAACGACGAAGCUAACGAUAUUUGUGAAUCGUUUUUUGAUGACUUGAAAGUUCAUCUAUCAGACCGGAAAUGGCUAGACUUUGAAAUGUUCGAUGUGAUUUUUCAAAAAUUAUAGUUGAUUGUUCAUAUCGUGUAGAUGUUCAUUUUACUUUAAUUUUGUGCUUUAAUACGUGUUCCUUUUUCAAAUUGAAAGACAACUCUUUUCAAAAAUAAUUUACGGCUUAUUGUUAUUAUCAUCAUUAUUUAUUAUUCAAGAUGUAUUAUUACCGUCCCAUUAUACGUUUCAUUUUUUAAUGGAGUAUUUCUAUUAUAUCAGCGUUUUCAACAUAACUUUGAUAGCUUUUUGGUGGGGUUGUUUCUUUACAUUAAAACUAGAUUAGCUAUAACACUAGAAUAAACAAAAAUUUAAAGCCCACCCAAUGAAUAUUAGAAGGUGCAAUUUUUAUCACCUGGUCCCUGAACAAAUAUUCUGAAGAAUGAGUUUAUUUUUCUGUUAAACUAUUUGCAAGUCCAGAAAAAAUGUGCAUAUUCCGUAGAAAUAUACUGUACUGGAAAAUAAAGAAAUUCAAAAAUAAUAGAGAAAAUGUUAAUAUUAUUUGAUGUGCCAAAAUAUGGUUUAAACAAGGUUCCAAUAUGAAUGUAUAAUGAUUUUUUUAGGAACUUUGCAAAAUAAAUUCAUUCAAGAGCGUUCAAGUGAUGCAAAUACAUGUAUCUCUUCAAGGGGACAGGUAUGGAAGAGCUUUAAACAUGAAUUUUUUUUUUUAAUUGAUUACUUACUUACUUUAUUUUUUUUUUUUAAAUCCAGUUUCGUUCAAAAGCUCGACUUUUAUCAGUAGAAACUGAGAUGUUUCAUUGAGUUCAACCAGAUGCAAAAUAUUCUGUACAUUUCAAAACUUCAUAUAUAUAGUUAAAUUGCUUAGUCUUACGAAUUUUAAUACUAGUAUAUAUAACUGAGUGUAAAGUUAUUGAUUGCAAAGAUCAAACGCACAUAAACUUUUAAAACUAAUGUCAACACAAUAAAAAGUUGGCGAAUAAAACUUUAUUUCUUUAGAAGAUUA